Molecule: messenger RNA, 1199 nt
Organism: Leptopilina boulardi
Lineage: Eukaryota; Metazoa; Arthropoda; Insecta; Hymenoptera; Figitidae
Exons: 3
Coding region: 310-1143 (277 amino acids)
Biological process (GO): protein targeting to membrane; peptidyl-L-cysteine S-palmitoylation
Cellular component (GO): endoplasmic reticulum; Golgi apparatus
Molecular function (GO): protein-cysteine S-palmitoyltransferase activity
Source: RefSeq, a predicted model, not a curated record
AGAGAGAAACCGAGAUAUAUCGACAAUAAACAAACCAUGAGAUAAAAAACAGGAAAUGUUAUUUAAAUGUUUAUUAUAUUAUACUAAAAUGUUUGUUAAUGGAUUUUAUUAUUAUACUAUUGUUUAAAACUAUUUUCCCAGUCAAAUGAUAUAUUUGUUAAGAAAUAUAAAUCAAUGAAUUGUCAAAAAAUUAUAUUUUAUACUUGAUAAGAAACAGUGAUAUAUUUAAACGAGAUAAAAAAAUAGCAGUUAAAUAACUAGGGAACAUUUUACUCGACUUGGAAAAUUUUCAAUUAAAAAAAAAAAAAAAUGAAGAGAUUUUAUUUUAUUGUUUUAAAGAUUUGUCCACUAUUUGCAUUUAUUUAUAGUAUUAUAUCAAACUUUGUCACAAUGUACAUUGAUGAUGGGAUCUCGUUUAUUUAUCUAUUUAUUUGUAUUCAAUUGCAAUUAAAUUGGUAUAAUGCUUGGAAAAUUUCAAAAAAUGUCACAACAUUAAAAACAGAAAAUCUUAAUAAUCAUAGUACAAUUGUAAAUAUUGAUUAUCAAAAAGCUAAUUCAUUUAUAUCAUCAGAAAGAGAGAGAAAAUUUUGGUAUUGUGAAAAAUGUGAAAAUUAUACACGUAGAAUGGCAAUACAUUGUUCAUUAUGUAAAAAAUGUUAUCAUUUUCGUGAUCAUCAUUGUUUUUUUAUGGGAACUUGUGUUUUACGUCAAAAUAUGGGUAAUUUUAUUUUAUUAUGCUUUUAUUCAUCACUUUCAUGUCUUUAUUCAAUAUCUGUAAUUGGUCCUUAUUUAUAUGCACAUUUAAAUCAUUUUAUUAGGCCAGAAUCAAAUAUUUUCAAUGUAUUGUUAAGUUUUUGUUUUCCCAUUGCAUUAGUUCGUUAUUUAUUUUCUGAUGAAGAAUCCUGUUUACUUUUGGUUACACUUUUUGAUGCAUUAGUUGCAACAUUUUUCAUUGGACUUUGUUAUGGUAGUUGGAAAUUUUAUGCAUGUCGAACAGGUAAACAAAUUUAUAGUUUCAAUUAUAAGAAAGAAGAAAGUUUUAGAGAAAUAUUUGGACCCAAUGGACUUGUAAAUAUUUUAUUUCCUUUCGAUAGUUUAGUAAAUUUUAAAUAUCAAAAUAAUUGUUAUCUUAAGGAAGUGUAAUUUUGUAAAAUAAAAUAAGAAAUUUUAAUAUAUGCCUAAUAAAUUAGGGAAUAAAA